Aspergillus puulaauensis is the source of this 3210-nucleotide messenger RNA. Its product is annotated as cation-translocating P-type ATPase. NCBI's taxonomy places the organism in Eukaryota, Fungi, Ascomycota, Eurotiomycetes, Eurotiales, Aspergillaceae. The transcript has 4 exons. Gene Ontology annotation, cellular component: plasma membrane. Gene Ontology annotation, molecular function: ATP binding; P-type calcium transporter activity; ATP hydrolysis activity. The record is from RefSeq and is a predicted model, not a curated record. Gene Ontology annotation, biological process: calcium ion transmembrane transport; intracellular calcium ion homeostasis. Bases 1 to 3210 code for a protein of 1069 amino acids.
AUGGGAGAGAAGACGGAGCAGGCGGGCGGACAGCACGUCCAGCCACUGUCAAAGCCGGCUCACUCACUCACCUAUGAUGAAAUCCUCCGUGAGCUUCAGGUGAAUUCGGAGGAAGGUCUCUCCGCCGCUGAAGCAAAGAAGCGGCUGGAGUUGCAUGGACCCAACGAACUGGAAGGCGGCGAAGGAGUUUCGCUUGCCAAAAUUGUUAUUAGACAGAUUGCCAACGCGAUGAUGUUGGUCCUUAUCAUUGCGAUGGCCGUCAGUUUCGGAAUCCAAUCGUGGAUCGAAGGCGGCGUCAUCGGCGCAGUCAUUGGUCUCAAUAUCGUGGUGGGCGUGUAUCAGGAUUAUGCUGCAGAGAAGACCAUGGAUUCUCUCCGGAACUUGAGUUCGCCUACUGGUGUAGCCACCCGCGACGGAAAAACGAAUACUAUCCCCGCCACUGAAAUUGUCCCCGGAGACAUGAUUGAACUGAAAGUUGGUGACACUGUCCCAGCGGAUGUUAGACUAGUCGAUGCCAUGAACUUUGAAACAGAUGAGGCGCUGCUGACCGGCGAGUCGCUACCUGUUCAGAAAGAGGUCGACAUGACCUUCGAUGAAGACACUGGACCUGGAGAUCGUCUGAAUAUCGCAUACAGCUCCUCAACCGUUACCCGGGGUCGAGCUCGCGGAGUCGUAGUCGGCACUGGAAUGAAAACCGAAAUCGGAGCCAUCGCUGCUGCACUUCGUGCGAAAGACUCGCGAAAGCGCCCCGUUAAGCGCGGCCCGGAGGGUGAAACCAAGAAGCGAUGGUAUGUGCAGGCCUGGACAUUAACAGCCACCGAUGCUGUUGGUCGGUUCUUGGGUAUCAACGUUGGAACGCCGCUGCAGCGCAAGCUUUCCAAGUUGGCGCUGCUUCUUUUCGCCAUCGCUGUUGUAUUCGCGAUUGUUGUCAUGGCUGCCAACUCGUUCAGCAACCAGAAGGAAGUCAUUAUCUAUGCUGUUGCCACUGGACUUGCGAUGAUUCCAGCUUGCUUGGUUGUGGUCUUGACCAUCACGAUGGCGGUGGGAACAAAGCAAAUGGUUGAGAGACAUGUCAUUGUCCGGAGACUUGAUUCCCUGGAAGCACUCGGUGCUGUGACUAACAUCUGCUCAGACAAAACGGGAACUCUCACCCAAGGCAAGAUGGUCGCCAAAAGAGCAUGGCUCCCAUCGCUGGGAACAUAUUCAGUUGGAGCUUCUAGCAACCCAUUGGACCCUACUGAGGGUGAUGUUAGCCUCUUGACCGAUUCCCCCGCCAAGCUUGAGCGCGAUGUGCAAGGCGAGCCCACAGACCCCCAAGAACUGAUCAAAGAAAACCAGACCUUGGAGGAUUACCUAAAUGUUGCCGCCAUGGCUAACCUGGCCUAUGUGCACAAGUCCGAGAAAGAAUGGCAGGCUCGUGGUGAACCAACCGAUAUUGCAAUUCAGGUCUUCGCAUCCCGCUUCAACUGGGGCCGUGAGCGCUGGACAAAGGGAGAGAAACCGAUCUGGAAGCAAAAGGCCGAGUACCCGUUCGACUCAACUGUGAAGAAAAUGUCCGUCAUUUUUGCCCGCGACGGUACCUCUGAAAAGGACACUCGCCGCCAAAUGGUUUUCACAAAGGGCGCCGUGGAGCGAGUCUUGGAGUCUUGCACCUCUGUCCUCUGGACUGCUGGCGAAGAACCCAUUCCAAUGACCGAGGAUACCCAGAACCAGAUCCUUCAAAACAUGGAGGCCCUUGCAAAGGAGGGUCUUCGAGUUCUGUGCCUGGCUUGCCGCGAAGAUGACAGCGUCAUUGAGAACAGCGAAGAAGUGCCCCCUCGCGAACAGGUCGAGGCGAACCUCACGUUCUGUGGACUGAUCGGUUUGUACGAUCCACCCCGAACCGAGACAGCUGGUGCCAUCGAAGAAUGCUACCGCGCUGGAAUCUCCGUCCACAUGGUCACCGGUGAUCACCCUGGUACGGCACGAGCUAUCGCGGCGCAGGUCGGUAUCAUCCCUGCCAACAUGGAUGGUGUUGCCAAGGACGUCGCAGACGCAAUGGUCAUGACUGCUAGUCAAUUCGAUAAACUCUCAGAGGAUGAAAUCGACAACCUGCCCACUCUUCCUCUCGUUAUCGCCCGAUGCGCUCCUAAUACCAAGGUCCGUAUGAUUGAUGCGUUGCAUCGCCGUGGCCGCUACGCAGCCAUGACAGGUGACGGUGUUAACGACUCGCCGUCGUUGAAACGGGCUGAUGUCGGUAUUGCCAUGGGAGAAGCGGGUUCUGAUGUAGCAAAGGAUGCAUCAGAGCUGGUUCUUACUGACGAUAACUUCGCUUCAAUCAUCAACGGUAUUGAAGAAGGUCGUCGGAUUUUUGAUAACAUUCAAAAAUUCGUCCUGCAUCUCCUCGCAGAAAACGUUGGUCUGGCGCUUACCCUCUUGAUCGGUCUCGUGUUCAAGGAUGUAAACGGGCAAUCUGUCUUCCCCAUUGCCCCUGUCGAGAUUCUCUGGAUUAUCAUGAUUACCUCCGGUAUGCCUGAUAUGGGACUGGGAAUGGAGAUUGCCGCCCCGGAUAUUAUGGACCGACCCCCACAAAGCAAACAAGGUAUCUUCACCUGGGAAAUCAUCGUUGACACCAUCGUGUACGGAAUUUGGAUGGCCGCUCUCUGUCUAACUUCCUUCUCCAUGGUCCUUUACGUCUGGGGCGACGGUAACCUCGGCGAGGGCUGCAACUCCAGCUACACACCCGAUUGCGAUACAGUUUUCCGCGCCCGCGCCACCACCUUCGUCUGCAUGACUUGGUUCGCCCUCUUCCUCGCCUGGGAGAUGAUCAACAUGCGCCGUAGCUUCUUCCGCAUGAAACCCGGCUCAAAGCUGUAUUUCACACAGUGGAUGCACGAUGUGUGGCGCAAUAAGUUUCUUUUCGGCGGUAUCAUGCUUGGUUUCGUCACGACGUUCCCUGUGCUCUAUAUCCCCGUCAUCAACGAUGUUGUCUUCAAGCACACCGGGAUCUCGUGGGAAUGGGGCGUUGUCGUCGUUGAAGCCAUUCUAUUCUUUUGCGGCGUCGAGCUGUGGAAGUGGUGUAAGCGCAUCUAUUUCAGACAUCAAGCAAAGAAGAAUAAGGACACGGGCCAUGUGUAUCGCGGCCCUCAGGAUUUCAGCCGCUACACGACUAUGAGCCGUUCGGAUACCCAGGCGACUGGGGAUAUCAAGCCGGAAGCCAGCAUGGUUUGA